UAUUUUCUGCAGCUCAUAUUCCGCUGUAUUGCGCAGCGAAAUAAAAUCUGUCACAUUCACACAAAAAUACCUUUCAAUAUGCAAACAAGCGUCACGACGAAGAUGUUUACUCGGUUUUGUGUGUUUCUUCUUUAUGGGACAUUGCCUUCACUUCAAGCAGAGAAACACUCGCUGUAUUACAUUUACACGGCUUUGUCCAAACCUGUUGAUCUGCUGGGCAUCUAUCAAUUCACUGCUAUGGGUCUGCUAGACGACAUACAGAUUGACUAUUACAAUAGUGAGGAACAGAAGAAGAUUCCCAAACAGACCUGAAUGAAAGAGAAAAUGCAGGAGGAUUACUGGGAAAAAGGCACCCAGUCCAGAAAGAGCAAAGAACAGUGGUUUAAUGUGAAUAUCGACAUUCUGAUGAAACGCAUGGGACACAAUGAAUCAGAUCUUCAUGUUCUUCAGUGGAGACACGGUUGUGAAGUUGAGCAGCAGGGAAGUGAACUUGUGUUUUCCAAAGGCAUCAGUGAGUACGCCUAUGAUGGAGACAACUUUCUGUCUUUUGAUGAUAAAGAGUCUCAGUGGGUCGCUCCAGUUGACGCAGCUCUACCAACCAAGAGAAAAUGGGACAAUGUGCCAAUCCUAAACCAGUACACCAAAGGCUACCUGGAGAAAGAGUGUGUGGACUGGCUCAACAAAUUCAGAGAAUAUGCAGGCGAGGAGCUCAGAAAAGCUUCUUCUACUGAUGUUCACGUGUUUGCAAGGAAAUCCAGUGAUGAAACCAAGCUGAAACUCUCUUGUAUGGCCACCGGAUUCUACGCCAAAGACGUGAUGAUGACCAUUAGGAAAUAUUGCACAUCUCUUCCUGAAGAUGAGACUGAAUCCACAGGAGUCAGACCAAACCAUGAUGGGACCUUCCAGCUGAAGAAGAGUGUGGAGAUCCAGGAGGAUGAAAAAGCAGAAUAUGAUUGUUUUGUGUCCCACAGAACCUUCAAAUCAAUUACACUAAAACUUGGACAAGCUACUGAAUCAUUGAAUGCUGAAACACCUGCUGGACGAGAGAGAGCUGGUGAAAAAUCAGACAGCAGUAUGAGUGUCCUUCCAGAGAAAGUCAUUCAAAGAGAGAAACACUCGCUGUAUUACAUUUACACGGCUUUGUCCAAACCUGUCGAUCUGCCGGGCAUCUAUCAAUUCACUGCUAUGGGUCUGCUAGACGACAUACAGAUCGACUAUUACAAUAGUGUGGAACAGAAGAAGAUUCCCAAACAGACCUGGAUGAAAGAGAAAAUGCAGGAGGAUUACUGGGAAAAAGGCACCCAGUCCAGAAAGAGCAAAGAACAGUGGUUUAAUGUGAAUAUCGACAUUCUGAUGAACCGCAUGGGACACAAUGAAUCAGAUCUUCAUGUUCUUCAGUGGAGACACGGUUGUGAAGUUGAGCAGCAGGGAAGUGAAUUUGUGUUUUCCAAAGGCAUUAAUGAGUACGCCUAUGAUGGAAACAACUUUCUGUCUUUUGAUGAUAAAGAGUCUCAGUGGGUCGCUCCAGUUGAUGCAGCUCUACCAACCAAGAGAAAAUGGGACAAUGUGCCAAUCCUAAACCAGUACACCAAAGGCUACCUGGAGAAAGAGUGUGUGGACUGGCUCAACAAAUUCAGAGAAUAUGGAGACGAGGAGCUCAGAAAAGCUUCUUCUCCUGAUGUUCACGUGUUUGCAAGGAAAUCCAGUGAUGAAACCAAGCUGAAACUCACUUGUAUGGCCACUGGAUUCUACGCCAAAGACGUGAUGAUGACCAUUAGAAAAUAUUGCACAUCUCUGCCUGAAAAUGAGGUUGAAUCCACAGGAAUCAGACCAAACCAUGAUGGGACCUUCCAGCUGAAGAAGAGUGUGGAGAUCCAGGAGGAUGAAAAAGCAGAAUAUAGUUGUUUCGUGUCCCACAGAACCUUCAAAUCAAUUACACUAAAACUGGGACAAGCAAUUAAAUCUUUGAAUGCUGAAACACCUGCUGCAGGACGAGAGAGAGCUGGUGAAAAAUCAGACAGCAGUGUGACUGUCCUUCCAGAGAAAGUCAUUCAAAGCGAGAAACACUCGCUGUAUUACAUUUACACGGCUUUGUCCAAACCUGUCGAUCUGCCGGGCAUCUAUCAAUUCACUGCUAUGGGUCUGCUAGACGACAUACAGAUUGACUAUUACAAUAGUAAGGAACAGAAGAAGAUUCCCAAACAGACCUGGAUGAAAGAGAAAAUGCAGGAGGAUUACUGGGAAAAAGGCACCCAGUCCAGAAAGAGCAAAGAACAGUGGUUUAAUGUGAAUGUCGACAUUCUGAUGAAACGCAUGGGACACAAUGAAUCAGAUCUUCAUGUUCUUCAGUGGAGACACGGCUGUGAAGUUGAGCAGCAGGGAGAUGAAGUGAAUUUUUCCAAAGGCAUUAAUGAGUACGCCUAUGAUGGAGAAAACUUUCUGUCUUUUGAUGAUAAAGAGUCUCAGUGGGUCGCUCUAGUUGAUGCAGCUCUACCAACUAAGAGAAAAUGGGACAAUGUGCCAAUCCUAAACCAGUACACCAAAGGCUACCUGGAGAAAGAGUGUGUGGACUGGCUCAACAAAUUCAGAGAAUAUGCAGACAAGGAGCUUAGACACGGCUCUACUCCAGCUGUUCAUGUGUUUGCAAAAAGGUCUAUCAAAGAUAAAUCCAAGUUAAAACUCAUCUGUCUGGCCACUGGCUUCUACCCCAGAGACGUGACAAUGGGCAUUAGGAAAUCUUGCAAAUCUUUGCCUGAAGAUGAGGUUGAAUCCACAGGAAUCAGACCAAACCAUGAUGAAUCCUAUCAGCUGAGGAAGAGUGUGGAGAUCAAGGAGGAUGAAAAAGCAGAAUAUGAUUGUUUUGUAUCCCAUAGAGCCCUCAAAGAACCAAUUAUCAUCACAUGGGGUAAUUAAAACAAUGUAGUUUUUGCUUGUGAUAUCCUCAUUUCACCCUGGAAGCGUAUAUGUGAGUGUAAGAUAGUGUUUUUAAGCUCUACUUUAAAUCAUUUUAACAUGUUUUGUGUUGUUUGUGAUUUCUGUCUAUUGUGUGUGUUUUUUGUACCCAAAUAAUUAAUUUUCUACAUGAGUUACUCAUGUAGCUUAGCUGACAUUAAUGCGAUGGCUUUCUGAAUGCAGCACAGAUGCACUGUGCAUGCAUUGACAUUUUGUUUAGAAUAAAUAUAAUGGAUUGCAAAGGGUUCAUAUAAACAAAACUUUCAGACACUGAAAUGGGAUCAGAUUCAUUCAGAUUGACAAAGAUUAAUGCAUGUAAAUAUACUGAUAGUGUUAUUCAAGCUUUUAUAACAUAACUUUAAAAGAAAAGA
Molecule: messenger RNA, 3323 nt
Organism: Labeo rohita (rohu)
Lineage: Eukaryota; Metazoa; Chordata; Actinopteri; Cypriniformes; Cyprinidae
Exons: 14
Biological process (GO): immune response
Cellular component (GO): external side of plasma membrane
Source: RefSeq, a predicted model, not a curated record